This is a messenger RNA of Biomphalaria glabrata, 1769 nucleotides long. RefSeq names its product sodium-independent sulfate anion transporter-like. Gene Ontology annotation, biological process: transmembrane transport. Bases 43 to 1524 code for a protein of 493 amino acids. NCBI's taxonomy places the organism in Eukaryota, Metazoa, Mollusca, Gastropoda, Planorbidae. Gene Ontology annotation, molecular function: sulfate transmembrane transporter activity. The record is from RefSeq and is a predicted model, not a curated record. The transcript has 14 exons. Gene Ontology annotation, cellular component: membrane.
CCAGAAUGUCAAAGAGUUCAGUACCACAGAAGUCACGCUACCAUGGAUGUAGAUCCAAGUGUAUCUGAAGAUUCGCAAAAUGGAAGAACUGACAAGUCAAAGGGUAAGAAGCCAAGCCAUGUUGAAGCGGUCCCACGUUUGGACAUAAAGACAUCUAUUUGCUGGAUGGAUGGCUCCGCCUACAAUACCAACCCAAGUACUGGCACAAGUACUCCUGAGAUAGGACCCUAUGACGACCUAGUACCUUCACAAGUCUCUCUCAAGGAAAGAGUUGAAGACGGCUGUAGAUCUUGUUUUUCUUUGGAUACACUGAAGAAGUUGUUCCCCAUUAUUGUCUGGCUUCCUGAGUAUAACUUCCUAAAGUUGGCCUUUGAUCUAGUUGCAGGAAUAACUGUGGGAGUUACCAUCAUACCUCAAGCUUUAGCCUUCGCUGGCAUAGCCGGGCUGGCUCCUCAGUAUGGCUUGUACUCUGGGAUCAUUUGUUGUUUUGUUUAUGUCCUGAUGGGUUCAGCCAAAGACAUCACCCUUGGACCUAGCGCCAUCACAUCUCUACUUACAGCAGCAUUUGCCACGAGUUUGUCUCCUAAGCUGCCCAAUGGAGACACUGACCCAACGAUGGCUAUUAUGUUGACCCUGACCACAGGACUAAUUCAUAUCUUUAUGGGAGUUUGCCAGUUAGGCAUCAUGGUUAGUUUCAUUUCGUUUCCGGUGAUCAACGCUUUCUCUUCGGCAGCAGCAGUAACUAUUGCAGUCAGUCAACUCGGGUCACUUCUUGGUCUGGCAGGAGUCCCUAAUGAAUUUAUUGCAAGUCUGGAUAAUAUCAGAACAAGAAUUCCUGACAUCAAUGUUUGGGACAUGGUGAUGGGACUAGCCUGCAUAGUAGCUGUCUUCACCAUUAAAGGACUUCGUUGCAUUAAGUUCAAAGACAAUAUCGACAAGACCACACCAAAGUACAUCUUGCUUGCACGUCAGACUCUUCACAUCUGUGCUUCUGAAAUUGAUGUUUUCCCAUACCUGGUAACAUUUGCUUCGACGUUGCUGAUAGGAGUUCAGUGGGGAAUAUUUGUUGGUGUAGGCGUGUCUUUGCUGAUUUUGUUGUAUCCAAUAGCAAGGCCAAAGUUACUGUUUUCCUCAGUUCAAGGCUUCAUGGUAGUGACACCAACGAGUGGUUUAACUUUCCCCAGUGCUGAAUAUCUGGAGAUCAAAGCUUUAGACAAGGCUUUAGAUGUCGACAAACCAAGUCACGUGAUAUUAAAUAUGGAGCACUUGUCAUUCAUGGAUUUCUCUGGGAUUCAGGCCAUUAAAUCUUUACUGGCUGAGUGUGAGGUCAAUGAAAUAAAACUAAUCCUAGCCCAGGGUCAGAAACGAGUCAGAAGACAACUUAAGUUAGCUCACAUCACCAACUUGAUCAUUGUUCAGACAGUUCAAGAGGCUAUCAAUAAGUUUACUUUGGAAAUGACUUUAGAUGAGAGCAGAGAUGGUGACGGUCAUUACGUUGUACGUUCUUGUAUGACACGCUUAUAAGAGAUCUGGUCCAAUAAGAAAUCAACCAACAUUAUAUUCAGAAAGAUAAUGAUACAAUGAUGUGAUGCAACAAAGAUAUUGUUAUAAAUCGGGAAUAAUUUUAAUCGAUUUUAAUCGGGGGAAAUGGAAUAUUGAAUAUCCUGACCAGGUUUUUUUUUUUGUUUUUUUUUAAGCUGUUUUUGACUUGGUUUUGAUUGCCAUGACUACGGCCACUUUGCUAGUUCUCAAUAACACUUUAAAACAUC